Messenger RNA from Hyaena hyaena (striped hyena), 1711 nucleotides. RefSeq names its product interleukin 7 receptor (gene IL7R). Bases 78 to 1451 code for a protein of 457 amino acids. Gene Ontology annotation, biological process: cytokine-mediated signaling pathway; positive regulation of receptor signaling pathway via JAK-STAT; hemopoiesis. NCBI's taxonomy places the organism in Eukaryota, Metazoa, Chordata, Mammalia, Carnivora, Hyaenidae. Gene Ontology annotation, cellular component: external side of plasma membrane; membrane. The transcript has 8 exons. Gene Ontology annotation, molecular function: protein binding; cytokine receptor activity. The record is from RefSeq and is a predicted model, not a curated record.
CACUGGUGCUCUGACUCUCAUUCAUUCCUACACACAGGCUCACACACCUCCUCUCUCCUCUCUUUCUCUCUCUCAGAAUGACGAUUCUAGGUACAUCUUUUGGUAUGGUUUUCUAUUUACUUCAAGUCGUUUCUGGAGAAAGUGGCUAUGCACAGAAUGGAGACUUUGAUGAUGCCGAGCUGGAUGAUUAUCCAUUCUCGUGCUACAGUCAGUUGGAAGUAGAUGGAUCCCAGCACUUGCUGACCUGUACUUUUGACGACCCAGAUGUCAACAGCACCAAUCUGGAAUUUGAAAUAUGUGGGGCCCUUUUGGAUGUGAAAUGUUUGACUUUUAAUAAACUGCGAGAGAUGUAUUUCAUCAAGACAAAGAAAUUCUUACUGAUUGGAGACAGUGAAAUAUGUGUGAAGCUUAAAGAAAAGAAGAUAACUUGCAGGAAAAUGAAUGUAGUCAAGAUAGUUAAACCUGAGGCUCCUUUUGACAUAAGAGUCAUCUAUCGUGUGGGAGCAAAUGACUUUCUGGUGACAUUUAACACAUCUCACUUACAAAAGAAGUAUGUGAAAGAAUUACUGCAUGAGGUGGCCUAUCGCGAGGAAAAGCAUGAAAAUGACUGGAUGCAUGUGAACUUAUCCAGUACAAAGCUGGCACUCCUACAGAGAAAGCUACAACCUGAUGCAAUGUAUGAGAUUAAGGUCCGAUCCAUCCCUAAUCCUGACUAUUUUGAAGGCUUCUGGAGUGAAUGGAGUCCAAGCUUCCACUUCAGAACUCCAGAGAUCACAGGGAGGAUGGAUCCUGUUUUACUAACUAUUAGCGUUCUGAGUUUCUUCUCUCUGGCUCUGAUGGUCAUCUUGGCCUGUGCGUUAUGGAAAAAAAGAAUUAAGCCUAUUGUGUGGCCCAGUCUCCCUGAUCAUAAGAAGACUCUGGAACAACUAUGCAAGAAACCAAAAAAAAAUUUGAAUGUGAGUUUCAAUCCUGAAAGUUUCCUGGACUGCCAGAUUCAUAAGGUGGAUGGCAUUCAAGCUAGAGAUGAAGCUGAAGGCUUUCUGCAAGAUACUUCUCUUUCACAACCAGAGGAAUUUGAAAAGCAGAGGCUUGGAGGGAGUGUGCAGGGCCCCACCUGGCCAUCUGAGCAUGCAGUCACCACCCCAAAAACGAUCAGAGGAGAUUUGCCCCUCAGAUGCCUCGCUGGGAAUGUCAGUAUGUGUGAGGCCCUUGUGCUACCGUCUUCCAGGUCCCCAGACUUCAAGGAUGGUGGCAAGAAUGGGCCUCAUGUGUACCAGGGCCUGCUGCUUGUCCCUGGAACUACAAAUGGCCCUGGACCCACUCCACUUCCUUUUCAAUCAGGAAUCCUGACAUUGAACCCAGCUGCCCAGCGACAGCCCAUUCUCACUUCCUUGGGAUCCGGUCGGGAAGAAGCCUAUGUCACCAUGUCCAGUUUCUACCAAAACCAGUGAAUUGUCAGAAACCCAGGACUGGUACCAUGAUGACUGACAAAGAUGACUAAGCUCUACGUACUCUCCCUCACAGCACAAAGAAGACAGAAAUAAUGAAAUCUCCUCUGUAUCAUCUAGGGGAUUCAGAAGCAUGACCUGGACCACUCCUCCCCACUCCAGGGGCAUUUGGUUUGAGGCAGGAGCACUCUGCUUCAGGCAACCCAAAUUAUUCUAUUAUUUCAGAAAAAAAAUGGCAGGAAAGAAUGAAACAAAGGGUGAAG